GUUUGGUUGCUAGUAGACCCAGCUAACUAUCUCGAUGAAAAUUUGAUUUUAAUGCAUUGGGUUGUACUGCAUGUGAAGUGUUCGAUGAAAUGUCGAGCUGAAAUGAGUGAUUGAAUAUAUUUCAAAAGAACUUGUAUUGGUGGUCAAAUUUUGCUUUGUAUUUUUUUUUUUUUUUAAAUAAAAUAUAACAUAGCAUACAAAAAUUGGGCUUCAAGAGAAUAUUAAUAAGUUUGUCAAAUCACUGUCUUUUGCUUGAUGCCUGAGUGGUUGAAUUAUCAUAUCAACUUAUGGGUUAACUUCAAUGGGUUGGAAUUUUUUGCUUCUGUUCAUCAAAGCUGUCGGGAUUAUAUUGGUCGGGGCAGAGCUGCAUUUUGUAGGUGCUGCCAUGGCGGCAACAAAGCCUCGGUUAAGUAGCUUCUCUCGCAACCUAUCAGCUGUACCAUCUUCGCAAACACCAGGAGUCAAGUGUGGUCCUAAUGGCACUAUGUUUGUCUCAUCUGGAAUACUUGAUCUUGACAAGAUACUAGGUGGUGGGUUCCCACUGGGAAGUUUAGUGAUGGUGAUGGAAGAUGCUGAAGCACCUCACCACAUGCUUUUGUUGAGGAAUUUCAUGUCUCAGGGACUUGUUCACAAUCAACCUCUUUUUUAUGCCAGUCCAGCAAAGGACCCCAGAGCAUUUUUGGGUACUUUGCCUAGUCCAUCCACUUCCAAAGAUGAAAAACCUCGUGGUAGUGUUCCAGAACAGUUGCAGGAGAAGGGCUUGAGAAUUGCUUGGCAGUAUAAGAAGUAUAUGCCUGAAAAUCAGCCAAACUUUGAUAGUCAGAGCGAUAACAAGCAAGUGUACUGCAAUGACUUUGACUUGCGAAAGCCUCUAGAGAGGCACUAUCAUAGUGCACAGCAUGUAGAUUGUGUUAGCAUCCAAGAUUCUACAAAUUUUAUUGCCCUUAAGGACCGUUGUGCCACAUUCUUAGCUCAAUUUCCAAGAAAUGAUGCCAACAGUUCAUGCACAGGUCGAAUUGCCAUUCAGUCAUUCUGUGCUCCGCAAUGUGAACAUUCCAACAUGGAAUGGGACAUGCUUUCAUUUAUUAAAUCUAUGAAAGGUAUGAUACGGUCUUCAAAUGCAGUGGCCGUGAUAACCUUUCCACCGUCUCUUCUUUCACUAUCCUCCUCAAAAAGAUGGCAGCACCUGGCAGACACAUUGCUUUCCGUAGGGGCUAUCCCAGAUGAGGACAAGGAAUUGGCAAAACUCUUAGCGGGUUACCAGGACAUGGUUGGCUUUCUUAAUAUACACAAAGUAGCCCGCAUAAAUACACAGGUUCCUGUGAUUCUUGAUGCGACAACAUUCUCAAUAAAGUUGCAUAAGCGUAGAUUCUUGGUUUUAGAAUGUAUAAAUCAAGCCCCGGUCGAUGGUUCAAGUGGGAGUUCAUAUGGCACAUCUAGUAGUUGUUCUUCUGGGUCCUCCAAGACUGGGACCCUCGAUUUUUAGUAGUCCUACAGAAAUUUGUCGCUGAUAAUUGUUUAGUGCCUCAGAGCCAAAUUGAGAUCCAAUGGCAAGUUUGAUGGUGUUGGUUCUUGCCGCUAGAAUUCUUCCAGUUUCUUCUUUGUUAACGACCUCGGCCAUUGGAUCAUCAGGAAGCUGUGUCAUCAACCCGGGUAUAAUCUAGAAUACAGGAAAAAGUAUCGGUUUUUGCUGCAAGAUUAUUAUUUAUCUAUUUAUUUUAUGUUAAACUAUCUUCCUAUAUAGAUGAUUGAAGAUGCUUGCAUAACAGAACACCGGAAAUAGUGUUGAAAACAUUGACCUAU
This is a messenger RNA of Pistacia vera, 1803 nucleotides long. Its product is annotated as elongator complex protein 4-like. Gene Ontology annotation, biological process: tRNA wobble uridine modification. The transcript is spliced from 9 exons. Gene Ontology annotation, cellular component: elongator holoenzyme complex; transcription elongation factor complex; cytoplasm. The coding region runs from base 302 to 1486 and encodes 394 amino acids. Lineage: Eukaryota; Viridiplantae; Streptophyta; Magnoliopsida; Sapindales; Anacardiaceae. The record is from RefSeq and is a predicted model, not a curated record.